AUGGACCUUCUCACACUAUCUAUAAUAAUAACACUGUAUGGACCUUCUCACACCAUCUAUAAUAAUAACACACUGCAUGGACCUUCUCACACCAUCUAUAAUAAUAAUAACACACUGUAUGGACCUUCUCACACCAUCUAUAAUAAUAACACACUGUAUGGACCUUCUCACACCAUCUAUAAUAAUAACACACUGUAUGGACCUUCUCACACCAUCUAUAAUAGUAACACACUGUAUGGACCUUCUCACACCAUCUAUAAUAAUAAUAACACACUGUAUGGACCUUCUCACACCAUCUAUAAUAAUAACAUUGUAUGGACCUUCUCACACCAUCUAUAA
Pelobates cultripes (western spadefoot toad) is the source of this 339-nucleotide messenger RNA. The record is from the annotation of a GenBank genome assembly. NCBI's taxonomy places the organism in Eukaryota, Metazoa, Chordata, Amphibia, Anura, Pelobatidae.